GAUUAACAGGAAAAGCUUUUGAGUUAAUGUACAUAAGACAUUUCUAGACAUUCCUGGCUCGAUGCCAGUGUUUAUUCCUUUAUGGGAAGCUUGUUAUAUUUUCUGCUGGCCUUCCGCCUAGAGUUCAUGCGGUUUUCUCUAUCCUGUUCUCGCCAUUACGAAACUCGAAAGCGAAAAUAAAUAUUUUCCAGUUUCCUGAGUCAUCCGGCGGGCAGACGGCUCGGUCACAGUACCGAAUCGGCGCCAAAGCAGAGAACCGGGUCACGAACGUCUUCGCCUUCAGACCCACCAGACCGGGCACAUCCUCGGGGCACCAACAGCCAUCGUGUUACAGAAAAACUGAGCUGCGGUCACGGAACCGAGCACGGGGUCGCAGGCAGGAGCUGAAUCUUACUGAACGACCUUUGGGCAGAGGUGAGCGAGGAAAAACGCGAAACCACGUCUACACUGGUGAUGCUUAUGUGGUUGAUCUUCUUUUAAUUCGACAGUAGGAACAGAAGGAAAUGGCCAGGACAGCUGAAAACAACCCUGGCACCGAUCUUGCGGCAGAGCUUGAGAAAGCUGGCCUGGACGGAGUUUAUUGGUCACAGGUUUUUAAAGAUGUCCUGAGUGUCCGAAACACAAGAGCACUGCAGUAUCUGGGAGACAAAGAUUAUGAAAAACUGAAAGGGCACAGCACACACGAAUGGGAAAGAGCGGCCCUGCGGGAGAUGCUGGGUUUAAAGAAAAAACAACUAGAGAAGCAGGACCCUUUGAUGAAGAGAGUAGAGCAGGUGAAACGGGAUCUGGCUGAGCUCCAGAAACUGCACAGGGAAGGCAUAGACCGAAACAGUGCUCUGGUGAAAGAACGGGAAGAGAAGAUCCGCUCAGCUCUUGACAUCCCCCAGGAGUGCUGGGUACCUGCUGGACAACCUCUGAAAAACCUGGUGGAAAAUCUGCACAAACAGCUUGGUCUUCUGGAAGGCUCCUCCCUGUCUUCCCCCGGAAACGUUGCUGAUGAGGAGGUGUUAAGAAGCGCGUCUGGAGGCUUGGCUCUGGAGGGAGUGUACUGCACCAGGAAUCUGGAGGACAUGGUGGAGAAGAGAGAGCAGCUCAUUGAGGUCCCUGAGGGCUUCACUCUCAGUGGACCCCAGCACAGCUCCCUUUAUGAGCAGGAAGAGUUUUCGUCUUAUCAAACGCAGACGCUUUUCCAGAAGGUCGUGGAGAAGCUCGGCUACACAUUCAGGUGCUCAGUGAAAGCUGGAUUCAAGGCCUUUUCUAUUGAAAACACAGCUGAAAAAUCACACUCUACAGAGAAGGAGAAAUCAAGCAAAUCCUCGUCUGAACACUCCUACAUAUGGAAAACAAUGUUCAAUUAUGUACCACUGGCAUCCAGCUUUCUUGAGAAGGAUAAACUGAAGCUGUCAAGUGCUGCCAUGAGAGACCUCAGAGACAUAGAAACAGUGCUGUUAAACACUGAUGAGGAUGACGUGACCCUUUUGUUAAUAGAAAGAGUUGUUCAUUUUUUCCAGAGAUUUGGUUCCCAUGCUAACCAGGGUCCUCUUCACUUUGGUGGCGUCUUCUGGUGGAAGGCCUCUGCUGAGGGUUUCAGCAGCAGUGAUCUUACAAAGAUGAACAGCCUGACAUCCGAAGCCUUAAAUAUCUAUGUUGGCGCAGGAUACAGUGGACUAAUGUCAUCCAUUUCAAUCGGAGUGAGCACCUCUGCAACAGAGCUGAAAGGAUCCUUUACUGGGAAUUACACAGAAACUCAGAUGAGUAAAGUGAAGCUUUCUGUCACUAAAACUGGGGGUCCUGCUCAAACCGACAAUCACCUGCAGUGGAAAUGUGCUCUGGUCAGCAGUAACAGAACAUGGCAUGUGAUAGACAGAGGAACCAGGCUGAUUCCUGUGUGGGACAUCAUCCUAUCUGCUCACACACAAGACUUCAAAGACCCUUUCAAACUGAGCAGCUGGCUUGUGGAGGCUUACAGAAGGAUCACAGGGCAGGAUGCAGACCUGAUGUCAGGAGAGAACGUGCUGUCAGCAGAGAGACAGGCUCAGGCACUGAUUCAGAAGGUGAACUGGGCUGUGUCCAACAGUAAACAGAUUCUGACUGAUUUACUGCAGUUCAAGAUAAAACUGAGAGAAAAAACGGGAUCCCACAAAAUCUGGUUUCAGACCUGUCUCUCAAACGAGGACAUGCAAGAGUUUUUGUUGGAAGCUGUUAAAAAGCACAAUCCUGAGGAAGCAAUAAACCUGAGAAUGGUGGUGCGCUCUCUCAUGGAGCCUCACCUGUACACAGUGAAAAACUUCCCUAACAGAGCUGAAAUCAUGAAAUGGGUAUACCACAACAAGGAGGAAAUACACAGAGAUAUUUCUGUUUCGGAGUUCUCUGAACUGGCAGAAAUCCUGAAGCAAACAAAGGAGGAAUUGCAAGAUUCCAAAUUUGCACUCAGUGACUCUGUAAACAUGCGUGAGGCCAAAAUCAAAGCCACCUAUACCAUCACAUUCUCCCUGACCUCCUUGCGGCAGACUUUAGUACAGAACAAUGAGGAGGAAACAGAGCUGCUGGUACUUUCUAUCAUCACUUCCUUAGGAUACAGCUUGAAGAAUAAAACUUUCAAUUAUCUUCUGGACUGGAAAGACGUUGAUGUUUUAGAAAAUGAGCUCCAGAAGGCUUAUGACAAGUACUGCUCUCUGAAAGAACAAGCUCCUGCAAGAGCUCAGGCCUACUUAGUGCUGACAGCUCUGACAGUAUCCAGAGAUGAACAGUCAGUCUCCUCACAGGACAAAGAAAAGCGACUACAGUUCCUAAAAUCACAGCUGAAAGACAAAAUGUAUCCUGAUGUGUUCUCGGCAGUGGCUUAUGUAAAUGAACAGCAGGACUGGGAAAGACUUCAGCAAGAACUAAUGUUCAUUAUUGAGAAGAAGGGGACAAAUGUUGGAACGGAAGAAAUUGUGAAAGACCUGAAGAAUUUAACAUGCUCUCAGGAGGUCUCUUUCUCGGAGAGCAGCCACUCAUGUUACGAUGUGUCCCAGUCCUCAGUCCAGCAGGACUGUCAUCCAGACACAGUGAAAGAACACUCUGGUAAGGCUGUGAAUAACAAAACAGAUGCUUUUAUGAACCUGCUACAAAAACUUGGGCUCAGGGAUUCAUAUCCAUGUAGGAUGAAGAAAACUGAUGUGCUUGUUAUCAACAGUUUGUCAUGCUGUGCCAGCCAGCCACAAACUGAGAAGGACUUGUGCUUUCAUUAUCUCUACAAGCUCAUGAUGUUGGACUAUAGUUACAGGAGUAUGUUUCUUAAAGUUCGUGUGGCUGAAUCUGUCAAAAGGUCUACACCAAGCCAAAACGCAAUCGAUGCCAUCAUAUGCAGUGAUGACUUUUUCAAUCCUGGCGUCCAGAAUUUCACUACCUGUGAUGACCAAGACUCUGAUAAAGUGACACACAUUCACCCCAUGGACGUCCACAUGGCUGUGUUCCACUGCUCUGGCAACUUUCUGAGGCCGUACCUCUUCUCAAAGGUCUCCACCUGUCAGUUCGCCUUACCCCUCCUGGUGCCUAGCCCCUGUACUGGGGCAGUGGAGUUCCCUCUGUGGGCCCUGAGACAGAUCAAGAGAUCAUGGUGCAGUAAGGAGUCAUCUGAGAGAGGCAGCACUGUGAAACACAACAGCAAGGACAUGUUUGAAACUGAAGUGCCAACUGUAUCCUUCAUCCGGCUGGGAUCAUCCUCUGUCUCCAAAUCCCAGAUCCUGAACAACAUCAUCAGCCCAAAGAAACACAAUGUGUUUUUCCAUCGGCACUGCAGAGGUGGCUCCCCAGACUGCCUACUCAUGGAUGGGGUGGUGGAGAUCACUUGGUACUGUCCAGGAGGCAGGAAGGACGAUGUGUUUGAAAACUGUGUGGCUUUUCUGAACCUCCACGGUGAUGCCAGCAAACACCCAGAACAGCUGCAGUUUCUCCAGGAGGUCAGCACUAUCAUUGUAGUUCUGAUCUCAGAGACUUCACUGGAUGAAGACAUGAAGAAGAUAGCUCAAACUCUUUUAAACUCUUCUGUCCCCUUGAUUUGUCUAUUAGCUGGAAUGGAGAACGUUCCCCAUUCAAACAAUCCGACCAGAGUACGACUGGCAGCUAAGAGCAGGAAUGAAUCUGAUCUGACUGAUGAGAUCAUUUCACACAUUAAACACAUUCUCUCCACUCACAGCACAACUGCCAGCUUGCAAACAGUCUUACAGGCGGCGAGACGGCAGUUCAGGGUGGAUGAAGACUAUAAAUCCUGCAGAGAAGGGAAGGAAAAGGCCCAGAUUUUAUUGGGGCUGUUGAAAGAAAAUGAGUUGUUGUGCAUCAAGGAGAAUCUGUUACCACUGCAGGGUGAGCUGUGGCAUAAGUGGUGCAUGAAGGACAAAGAACAGCAUCGUUUGCACAGCAAAGCAAAUAAAAGCAUCGAACAGCAGGUGAGCGAGAUCAGAGCUGAGAAAAUAGCCCUCCGCCGUAAACAGCUGAAGAAAGCCUUCCCUCUCAAUGAUUUCAUGAGAUCCUUCCUGGAGUGUUUAACCUCUGAAGAUUCACAAGAUAAUAAACUGUUCAUGCUGCAGUGGCUGAGAAUGUAUCUAGACGAACUGACCACAGACACCCUGACUGAGCUUCAAGAGAAAUACCACUCCACAUGGACAACACUGAGACAGAAAGAAAAGACUAAGGACAAGGAGCAGGAGACGAAACUGCAGAAAGACUUGAGCUCAAUAUCUGAACAGAUUAGUGCAGCUACACUUGGACUUCAACACCUCAUGAGAGAAAUUGCUCAGUUGUACGAGGCAGUUCAAUUAGAAGGACAGGGUCUAGAAGAUUACAGAUGGCAUGCUAAUGUCCUUCCUGCUAUUGGAGUGGAGAUCUUGAUUUCAGGAUAUCCUCUGGAGCUGAUGGACGGAGAUGCUGCUCAUGUGCCUCUGGUAUGGAUUGAGGCCGUGCUGGACAAACUCACUGAGAGACUUGAAAACGGAAAGGUGUUUGUCCUCUCUGUCAUUGGUGUCCAGAGCUCAGGGAAGUCCACAAUGCUGAAUACAAUGUUUGGCCUGCAGUUCACAGUUAGUGCUGGAAGGUGUACCAGGGGAGCAUUCAUGCAAUUAUUGAGAGUGAGUGAGGAUGUCCGAGCCCAGCUGCAGUAUGACUUUGUCCUUGUGGUGGACACAGAAGGACUUCGAUCACCAGAGCUCAGUAAUAAAGCCACACUGAGCCACGACAAUGAAUUAGCAACUUUUAUUAUUGGGAUUGGUGACAUAACUCUCAUCAACAUCAUGGGAGAGAAUCCAUCUGAAAUGCAAGACAUUCUCCAGAUCUGUGUCCAGGCUUUCCUUAGAAUGAAAUCUGUCCAGAUAAAACCUAAUUGCAUUUUUGUGCACCAGAAUGUGGCAGAAGCUUCAGCAAAUAACAUGAAUAUGGAGGGAAGGAGGCGUCUACAGGAGAGCCUAGAUGAAAUGGCUCGCAUUGCAGCCAGAGAAGAAGGCUUUGAAAUUACUGGCUUUGGUGAUAUAAUCCAGUUUGAUGUGGAGUCACAGGUUUACUACUUCAAAAACCUUCUGGAAGGAGAUCCUCCAAUGGCUCCUCCCAACCCCUCCUACAGCCAGAAUGUCCAGGACCUGAAGAUGAAGCUGCUUACUGUCGCUCAGUGGAAGCCAGGAGUGAAGUUUCCCUUAUUGUCAGACUUUAAAUUACGGAUCCGAGAUCUCUGGAAUGCCCUGCUGGGGGAGAACUUUGUUUUCAGCUUCAGAAACACUUUGGAAAUGAUGGUUUACAGUAAACUGGAGGACAAGUAUGGAGAGUGGUCAUGGAAGAUGAGAAAACGAGCCUUGGAGGUACAGAACAGACUGCGCAACCAAAUUACGAAUAAAAUUAUUCAUGGUGUGACAUCAACAGAUCUGAUGAGAGAAUUUGAUGAGGUCUACAGAACCCUGACAGAUGAAAUAGAGAAGUACUUUAAAGAGGAAAAGUACCAGGAGAUCUUAAUUAAUUGGAAGGUGAACGUUGACAAGAGAUUUGAGAGCUUGAGGAAUGAGCUCAUUGAAGAAAAUCGGAAGCAGUGCAGUGAGCUGAUCAGACUCAAGAAAUGCAGAACAGAGCUGGACAGGAAGAAAUCAGAAUAUGAGGCAGAAUUGAUUACAAUGAGCAAAGAUCUGGCAUCUAGACUGAAGGAGCAGAAGCUUAGCGAUAAGAAAAUGGAGGAGCAGUUUGACAGACUCUGGGUGAACUGGGUGACCAGAGUGUCCUCAGAACAGCCCCCUGAGCAACAGCUGAAUGUCAAAGCCAGAGUGGAGAACAUCCUCCUGGACAAAUUCAAGAACCAGGGAGAUGUUAUCAAUACGAUUGUGAAGAGAGAGAAAAUUUUCCAGUUCAAUAAGAAAAAACACAUGAAACAGACCUGGUAUCAAAAAGCAUGGAACACAGUUACUUCUCAUGACCCACAGUGGGAGAUUCAUGGGAAUGAACUCACUCAACAAAUACGAACCAAUGUCAAUAAAUACAUGGAGAAGAAAGAAAAUGAAAAGGUGGAUUUCAAUGACAACUUCAUCCAUGAAAUACUUGGGCUUAUAAAAGGAGACAUAAAUGAAUAUGAAAAAUUCUUAGAACAAAACAUAUUCACAAACGAGUACGAGUUUGAAUUGUCUGUCCAUCUGUGCACCACGGUCGUGGGACGGUUUGAGAAAAUGCACACAGCCUUCAAGAGAGCCAAUGAUCCUCUGAUUUACCUUGAGAGUAAGAGGGAUGAGUACCUUGACUGUUUUAAGAGCUUUUGUAAAGGAGCCACAUCUGUCAGGUUCUUUGUAGAUUUUUUGUGCAAACGCCUCAAGCCAGCGAUUCAGCAGGAAGUGUGUGAUAAAACCUGCAUCCAGAUUACCGAUAAAAUGAAAUCGAACUAUCCAGCUUUUAAUGGUAACAGAUCCAAUCUGGAAAACCACAUUCUGAAACACCUCGCUGAGCAGGAGGACUUUGACUCCUAUAUGGAAUAUAUUAACCACCCAAAGCAUUAUUUUGAAAGGUUCAUCGGGGAGCGUGUUGAGAGAUACUGUGAAGACAACAAAGAUCAGCUGAAAAAGAUGUUUCUUACCAAUCUGGAUGAUCUAGUGCAGCAGAUCUUAAGAGAGAGCACUAUGGUCACUGCAGCCGUGAAGGAGAAGCAGAGCGGCGCCUCCGCGUGGCUGGAUGAAUUCUGUGCAGCAGUGGGAGACCAUGUGUCGCUCCCCCGAGAGGAAUUCACAAACAUUGAAAAUGAAGUUGUUAAAGACCUGCAGUUUCUCGGAGAAAUGAUGGCCCGUUCUCUUGGUGAGAUACUGGAAAACCUUAAGAAAGAAAACAGCAGAAUUGACUUAACAAUGUUCAGACAGAGACCUGAUGAGAUUCUGUGUAAGGCCCUCAGUGGGUGCUGGGAGCAGUGUCCCUUCUGUAAAGCCAUCUGUACUAACACCAUCCUUAACCAUAGUACUGACCACAGUGUCCAAUUUCACCGUCCUUCAGCUCUGGCCGGCUGGUCUUUCUAUAAAACAGAUAAUUUUUCACUUUAUUUUUGCACCACAGCAGUUACCGCCGAUAUCUCAUUCAAGUCUUGUAAAGGAUGGAUUCCUUUCAAGCAAUACAGAACUGCUGGAGCCCCUUAUGACAAAUGGAGCAUCACUUCAGAUGGCAGCGAACAGUCCUACUGGAAAUGGUUUAUCUGCACUUUCAGAUCACAGCUGGAGAAGAAAUAUGGGUACAAAUUCACAGGCCUGGGUAAAAUCCCUGCCGAUUGGGAAAGAAAAAAAGACGCGGCACUAAAAGAUGUGCAGUAGACAUACAUCAGUGUAAGUAUUAAGGGAUUGUAGAACAUCGUUGGUCAUGAUCUAAAUCACAGAUUCCUUAGAGUGAAAUUAAAUAUUGAGGCUCCGAAAGCCUAAUGGUUUCAAGCAUAUUACUUAGGUUAGUUCACAUUAAAAAGUCACAGAAAGCUUUCACAUUGUUGAAUAGUAUAGAUUUCUGCAAACCAUGGUGAUUUGUUUUAACUCUUCUUAGAUUUUACCUUCAAACUGUAUCUGGACAUUUGUUAUUUGUUCACAUUACUAGUAAUUAUUUGAAUGAUCACUGUCGGACACCUCGCACCGCAGAAUUACCAGGGUGUGGUGUGUCAAAGCAGACUUGCUGUGUAGGAAAUUGUAGCGGCCAGGCAAAAUAUUAUACUAAGAAUGAACUGUUACUAAAGAUUUAAUUUUUCUGUUGCUUUGAGAAAGCACUUUGGACCUCUUUCUAUAACAGCUAAAAGGGGCCUUUGUGAUAAGAAGCAUACAGUAUCUCAGGUUUGUAACACAGACAAGGACAUGAUCAAACUGGUGCAUUCUGCAAAGCCCCAUCAAUAUAUGCCAGGACAAGAGAGCGAGUCAGUAAACACCAGUUCUGCAUCAUGGCUCUUCUCAGUCUGAGACCCAUUACUGUGCAUAAGAGGUCCAUCACCCAUAAGAUGACCAAACAAUGAGGAACCUGCAGAGUGGAUAGAAAAACUACACCUAAUAAUUGUCCUAAUAACCUAAUAACCAUGCAAACUGACAGUCCAAGUCAAGAAGUCCAAGUCAAGACUUUCUUCAAGGUGCCAAGCCUAGAGAGCGCGUCAGUAAAGAGCAGAGUUCUACCCACAGUUCUCUCUGCAACAGAAGAAAUCUGUUUUGCAAACCAAUUGUUGUUUUUGUCUGAUCAAAGAAAUGAAGACAGUUGGUCUUAUUUGUUGACAUUCUGAAUAACAGAGCUUUUUCAGUAAAGGUAUAACCAGGAUCAUCGGAGCUUCUCCCACCCUUGUGACUGGAUCCGAGCAGACCACUGUGCACAGACCUAAAAAAAAAAAACUUAACUUCUGCAAAAUGCUACAGUACCUGCAUUGUAGAGCUGCCCUCAGCAAAUGCUAAAAUGCUAAAGAGCUCCCUCUCUCUCUUUCUAGCACUGGGACACUCUCAGAAUCACCUGCUUGCUCUGUGCUCGAUCACAGACAACACAGCCCAGCUCCGUCUUCAGCAGGAAGUUCAAAACUCACCAAAACCCAAAAGCUCAGGACUCACAUUACAACUCUCAAGUGUGAAACUAUUAUUCCAAACGUGCUUGAUUUAGCUAAUUAAUAUAUACUAGUCUAUGAGAAUAUGAAUGUGAUUAUCUAUAUAGAAGACUGAUAUAACCUAUUGGGCAAAUAAUAAGUAUUACGUAUAAUCAUAUCAAUAAGUGUUAUAGUCAUACAUAUUAACUCUGACAUUACUAAAUUAACUGUGACAUUACUAAUUCUUGUCUUUGAAAUCCCAGACAGAAUGAUUUCUCUUUUGUCUGUUUUGUUGCUAUAUCAAUAAAAUGUAUGUUGUCUAUUUAGAA
Lepisosteus oculatus (spotted gar) is the source of this 9348-nucleotide messenger RNA. RefSeq names its product interferon-induced very large GTPase 1-like. The record is from RefSeq and is a predicted model, not a curated record. NCBI's taxonomy places the organism in Eukaryota, Metazoa, Chordata, Actinopteri, Semionotiformes, Lepisosteidae. Gene Ontology annotation, molecular function: GTP binding.